AUGCCUCCCAACCUUUUACUCUCCGUUUCUUUAUUUAGAGUUUAUUACCCAUCAUGGCCCCGGAUUGGAUGUCCUAUUCUUGGGGCAAUUUACUCCUUCACCAUCCUCGUUGCCGUUAUCGCUAUUGCUAAUCAUUUCGUUCUUGAUGCUUUUGCAGAAGCCGUUGUUUGCGGAUUAGGAUGGCGGGGGAAUCCCAUUCCUGUAAACCUCUUUCCUCUGGAAGAUUACCUUUUCUACCUGUUGAAGACCCAUAAGCCGGAACAAGGACCGCUAUAUCCAUAUGUCCACUCCCCGCUUGUCUGUGAGGAUGCAGAUGAAAAUUAUGCCGGGAUGCCAUGCGUUGAUGUAUUCUCGGUGAUUAAUGCUUUCUUUGGGUUUCCGAUUGGCUUCAUUUUCCUCGACUUGGUUUACGGUGACUCUCCCGGAUUAUGGUCACUGGUGUUUGUUUAUUCUUUGUCUGUUCAGCCAGUCCUAUAG
Messenger RNA from Paracoccidioides lutzii Pb01, 477 nucleotides. Its product is annotated as integral membrane protein. The coding region runs from base 1 to 477 and encodes 158 amino acids. The transcript has a single exon. The record is from RefSeq and is a predicted model, not a curated record.